Messenger RNA from Pomacea canaliculata, 3091 nucleotides. RefSeq names its product tetraspanin-11-like. The transcript has 9 exons. NCBI's taxonomy places the organism in Eukaryota, Metazoa, Mollusca, Gastropoda, Architaenioglossa, Ampullariidae. Bases 952 to 1539 code for a protein of 195 amino acids. The record is from RefSeq and is a predicted model, not a curated record. Gene Ontology annotation, cellular component: membrane.
CUUGGAAGACAUAUUUCUCCCAAGACAUUUUCUCGUUUGUCGCCGGCUGCUGUGCGGAGGUUUGCUACAUGGCGCAGACAAUACACAGUGACGUGCAAUGCUCCCCCCUUCGUGCUGCGAGCUUUGUACCGGAAGUGGGCGAAAUUUCAUCGCCAAAGCGAGGCUGGAGGGACUUUCAUCGGUGGUGCAUUGAAAGAGGGGGCUGGGGGAGCGCGUGUGUGGACUCCAAGACGUGGAUGUCGCUGUGUGUUUAGACCCUCGGUGUGGAGGCUGCUUGCAGUUCAGCCUGGGGUCGGCUGACGGCGUCACACGACAGGCUUUUCUCGUCCACAGCUUUCCCAGUGAACCACACGCGAGUGAGGAGAAAGCCUCACCCUCGCUAGUCCCUCAUCACAGUCGCGCCUUUCGCUCACUUCCACGACUACGACGACCGCCACCACCACCACCACGCUUGACUGGCAACAACAGUUGCUUCGCCCCACAACCUGAGCCCGAGAGGAAGGUAGGAGGUCGGUGAUGAUUGUUUCCACUACCUUGGUGAUAACGGCAAUCUCCGGGGCGCGCGGGGUGUUGUUUGUGUGACACCAAAGUCGUGGUGGAGCAGCUGCUGGAGAAGGCGUAGCACCUGAGACUCUGGCACCUGCGUGGCGGUGCUUUGAAGCUGGCAGGAAGCGAGUUUUGCUCAGACCUACAAGAUGGGGCUCACACGCUGCGGCAACUUCCUGAAGUACUCCAUGUUCUUGUUCAACGCCGUCAUACUGAUCGCCGGCUGUGGGUUGCUGGGGUUUGGUGUCUACACCCGCACCAACGACUCCCGGGUGGCUCGCUUUUCCUCCAUCGUGGGUAGCUACCUGUACUCCACCCUCUCGCUUCUCCUCAUCAUUCGGCGGCGGGGUGGUCAUCCUCUUGUCCUUCCUCGGCUGCUGCGGGGCCAUCAAAGAAGUCCGGUGCAUGCUGGGAUCGUUCUUCUUCUUGCUGCUGCUCAUGCUGAUUGGCUUCUUGGUAGGCGGGAUCCUCAUCUAUGCUUACCGGAAUCAGAUAGGUGAUUAUGUCAUGAAAGAGCUGUACACGUCUCUCAACUCUUCGUACGGACGGGCGGACAGGAAGGAAGUGACGGAAACCUGGGACUUCAUGCAGAAAGUUUUUAGCUGUUGCGGCGUGUACGGGGAUGUCAACUCCUCCACAUCCUGGGCUUUCUACAGAACAACCUUGUGGUUCCUCAACCAGACAGAAACGUCUAUGAAGAAGUAUGUGCCCGACAGCUGCUGUUUGAGCAUGAUGGGAGAUAACCUGACCCGGUGUGUGGGGGGCAUGGGCUACGAACACAUUGCACCCGCUCGUGGGCCACCCGUGUACCCGGCCAUAGAAAACGGCAUCAUGUUUACCGAGGGCUGCUACUCGGCGUUCAUCGCCUUCCUGUCGGACAACAUCAAAGUGGUUGGAGGCGUGUGUGUCGGGGUGGCGGUGUUGAUGGUUCUAGCUAUGACCUUUGCCCUCUGCCUGUGUCGACGAAUUAAAGAUGACUAUCUCUUCGACUGAACUUGAGGAGAUCAUCAUCACACCUGAACACGCCAAGUGCUAAGGACUCCGCUGUCCUGUGAUGUUUCUUUGAAGAAUUCUGUUGACAAGAUUAUGUAAACUGAACUAAGAGGGAAUUCGUGAAUGUUUCAUCCUGUGAACUGUACAUACAUGUACAUAUGUGUACAUCGAUAGCCGCGCACCUUGUUGCUUUGUCAUUUGUUCUCCCGUCCACUGUCCACCCCUCUACGUGUUCACUUGUGGUUAGCGACAGUGAACUGGGCCGGCCAGGUAAAUGUACAGGUAUGUCAUCGUCAAGAAUGAAGUGGAUACCUGUAGGAAGUUCACCUUUUCUAAGUGUUUGAACCUUCAGUAGUGUAGGUGACGUGGCUCAUGUGUCUUAACCAUCAGCAUUCGGCGGACUUGGAGUCUGUUUGAAUAAUUAUAGUUAAUUAAUGUUAACAUAUCUGUCUGUGUGCGCGCUCACGUGUGUGUGUGAGGGGAAGGGUGCGUGAACUUGUAAUAUAAGAAAUUAGUAUUGUGUGUGUGAAGACGAUUGUGUAUCCUUGUGUUGAUGUAUGUAGAGGAGAACACGAGGGAGAGAGAGAGAAGUGAAGUAACGAAGUAAGAAGUGAUGUUAGUCAUCGAUCAUUGCCAGACUUGUAUUGAAAUGUUUGCUGACAACUUGACGAAGCACGUAGCUGUGCUGUCUGCCUUUAUCAACUGUUCUUCCCAUCAUUUCCCUGAAAAGCCGAGCCUGCCUCCAUGGGUGUGACAUCAUCUUGUGAGUGUGUGAGUCUCGUGUCUGUCUGUCUGUCUGUCUGUCUGCCUGCCUGCCUGCCUGCCUGUCUGCCUGCCUGCCUGUCUGUCUGUCUGUCUGUCUGUCUGUCUGUCUGUCUGUCUGCCUGUCUUGUUAAAUGGUUGGAGGUUUGGUGUGUGCAUGUGUCUGUAUGAUGUCCAGCAGUCUUCCUCGUCGUGGCCAUUCUGCUGGGUUGUAGACUGCUUCAACAAGUAAACUACACUUGUGUACUUAUUAACCCCGCCUCUAAAACAAAACUCAGAAGCAAAUGAGGUUUUUGUGGAGUUUAUUUCCACACCAUCAGUUCUCCUUGAUGGAUGCCACCAUCCUUACAGUAAUAGUAUCUUCCCGACUUGUAUUUCAUUUUAAACACAGAUUUUACACAAGUUAAAAUUCAGAUGUAAACGUUUUUCAGUUGCUGUGGCGGGUUUAGAGACAAGACAGGUGGUGUAGUGUCGGGUGUAACAAUUGUGUAACGAGAGGCAGUUGUGAUCCUCAUGAAAGAUUCACAGAUGUCACGUGCAUUGUCAUAUUCACUCAAAUUGCACAAUCAUGUUUAAAUUGAAUUAAGUGAGCUUAUUUUCCACAUGAAAUGCAGACAAGUAUUAUUUUUGUUUUGAAAGGAUUUCUGUGUAAAACUGUGGUUGUAACUGCCGUCAUAGUAACAGCCACAACUGACUGACAGCAGCGACAUGAGAUGUUGUGUUCACCUUCACACAAACAUUACACAACCAACAUUUUGUACAGAAUAAAGAUUGUUGUGUACAGAGUCAA